Molecule: messenger RNA, 985 nt
Organism: Vitis riparia (riverbank grape)
Lineage: Eukaryota; Viridiplantae; Streptophyta; Magnoliopsida; Vitales; Vitaceae
Product: B3 domain-containing protein Os01g0723500-like
Exons: 4
Coding region: 1-789 (262 amino acids)
Molecular function (GO): DNA binding
Source: RefSeq, a predicted model, not a curated record
AUGGCAAGAGGUCCCAGACGCAAUCCUUCUUUCUUCAAGGUCUUGAUUGGUGAUUUCACCAGCAAACUUCGAAUACCACCCGCUUUUAUGAAGAAAUUCCGGAGGAUGACGUUCAACAAUGCCGUCCUGAAAACUAUUACUGGGGAGUCCUGGAUGGUGAGCGUGAAACAGGAAGAUUCUUGCUACUUUUUCAAGAAAGGUUGGAAGAAAUUCGUGAAAGAUCAACACCUGGAGGCAGGGGAUUUUCUGGUUUUCUGGUUCCUUGGCGAUUCAACAUUCCAAGUUGUGGUAUAUGAUAAAAGUGGAUGUGAAAAGGACCCGAAUUUGGGUGCCAAGGGGAAGAGAAUUGGCUUACAUGGGGAAAAGAACAACCCAUGCAUGGGUAGAUAUGAUGCGAAUCAUGUGAUGCCAGCGACAAGUGUUGCAGUGAAGAUGGAAAGUAAAGAUCAGGGAGCAGACAAAGUAGCUGCCUCUGGCAGAACAAAGCAUCCGCAGUUUGUAAAGGUUCUGAAAAAAUACCACGACUACGUGAUGUUAGUUCCGAGGGCUUUUGCAGAAGAGACUGGAAUGAGAUGGAACAAAAGCACGUUGGUUAGAGACCCAGAAGGAAGGGUAUGGCCAGUGAAAGUGUGCCUGAGGAGCAAAGGAAAGAUCGAAAUGAGUAGUGGGUGGUCUGAUUUUGUAAAAGCAAACAAAUUGGGCAAAGGAGACACAUGCUCGUUUCAAUGCACUGACGCCACAUGUCAUGUAAUUCAAGUUGAGAUACUGCGGAGGGCAGCCAUUCCAUAGAGCUAGCUGAACUCAAAUCUAAAUGAUGAUCACUAGGCUAACCAAAGAAAAUGGCGUCUUGUCUUUUUUGUGUGUAUUUUGGUUGUUGCUCGUGAAUCAGAAGCUCAGAAGCUCGCUGCUUUUGGUUGUUAGCUGUGAAAUGCAAUGGGCUCUUAGGACCCCAAUGAUAUUGAAUCAGUAAGCUGGAGUUUUAAUC